AUGACAGCAACCAUAUCAAGACUCCUCAGCACAGGAGACUCUACUUGUGAUAAAGUGUUGAUUCCUAAUAUGAUCACAGGAUUUUCUUAUGCUUAUCUCAAUCAAUCAAAUCUGCAGAAUUUUACUAUGCACAGCAAAAAAGAGUCAGGAAUUUUGGGCCCCACACAGGGCUCCUCAAGUUUUAGUAUAGGUGGAUCAGAGCUAGUCACAGUUGAUUUAGACCCAAAAUUUUCUUUGACAUGGAUUAUGACAGCUACUGAAAUUACUUUUACUUUUUUAUGCAAUUUUGAUGGGUGAUGCGGCAUAGGAUUUGGAGAAUCAAUGCUUAAUACAGACAUGAUUAUUGUUAUGAGGGUUAAUGGAAAAUUCCAAGCUUGGGAUACGUGAAGCACAUCAUUCGCUGCCCCUGAAAAAGAUGAAAGCGUCAGUGGGUGCAAAAAUGAUAUUGAAUUAGUCAGUUCAAUAUGAAAUAAUGGGACCAUGCAAGUUGUAAUGACGAGAAAAUUGAGCACUGAGGACAACAAAUGUGACCUAGAGUUAGCACCGAAUAUGAUUACUGGGUUUUGCUUUGGAUAUUUAGUGCAAACCGAUUUAAGUAGCUUUGGAGAACAUAAUGUUGUAGGAAGCGGAACACUAAAACUAGGGACUUCGCAAUCAGAUUCCUAUUUUCACGGUGAGGCUUCUUCACUAUUCGGAGAUCCUUAUGAAAAUCAUGGAAUAGAAAUGACUGUAAUAUGGCUUUGCACUGCACAAAUUGGAAUCAUGACCAUGCGCUACUUGAAGUGAUGAAGGCUUUCGGUUUUUUUUCCAUUUCACUGCGUGUAUGGCUUGUGUGUGUUUUACAGUAGGGUCUGUAUAUCAGACCUAUAA
Blepharisma stoltei is the source of this 870-nucleotide messenger RNA. Lineage: Eukaryota; Ciliophora; Heterotrichea; Heterotrichida; Blepharismidae. The record is from the annotation of a GenBank genome assembly.